GGGGCUCCCGCCAUGUCGCAGCGCGCCGGGGACCGCGAUCGCGACAGGGAGCGCGACAGGGAGCGGGAGCUGCAGUGGUCGGCCCGCAGGAUGGGCACGUCGCUGCUGCUGCAGCUGUCGGCGCACGAGCGGGAGCUGGACCUGGUGUGCCUCGACCACAGCUACGCCAAGCCCUGGAGCGCUCACCCCGACGCCAGCGCCGCCCGGCCCGCCCGCCUCCUCUUCCUCACCCCGCGGAGGCACCUCGGCAGCGCCCCGGAGGCCGAUGUCCCCAUCGACGUGGAGACGGUGACGCCCACGCCGGUGCCACUCUACGACAACCAGAAGGCUCGGAGCGUGAUGAACGAGUGCGAGCGGCACGUGAUGUUCGCCCGCACCGACGCUGACGCGCCCCCGCCGCCCGACGACUGGGAGGAGCACGUCAACAGGACGGGCUGGACCAUGGCCCAGAACAAGCUGUUCAACAAGAUCCACAAAGCGCUGCAGUCGGACAGGCUGGCUCGCCUGGCCAACGAAGGGGCGUGCAACGAGCCCGUGCUGAGGAGGAUCGCGGUGGAUAAAUGUGCCCGCAGGGUGCGCCAGGCUCUGGCCAGCGUGAACUGGGACACCAAACUCAUCCAGUGGCUUCACACGACGCUGGUGGAGACCCUGAGCCUGCCCGUGCUGGCUGCGUACCUGGACGCCCUGCAGACCCUGAAAGGAAAGAUCCCCACGCUGAUCGACAGGAUGCUGCUCUCCUCCACGGCCAAGACGGGAGCAGCAGGGGCAGAGGCGCUGUCCCUGCUGCUCAAGAGACCCUGGGACCCAGCAGUGGGUGUCCUGUCCCAUAAUAAACCAAGCAAAUUGCCCGGUUCCCCCCUGAUCCUCAUAGCUUCCUCCGGCCCCGCCAACUCCAUGUUCCCCACGUCCCGACGGCACCGCUUCUGGCAGUCCCAGCUCUCCUGCCUGGGAAAGGUCAUUCCCAUCGCCACGUCCCUGCUGAACAACGGCAGCGGGGUGGGCGUGCUGCAGUGCCUGGAGCACAUGAUCGGCGCCGUCAGGGGCAAGGUGGCCGAGAUCCACAACCACUUCUCUCACAAGCAGAUCAUCCUGAUCGGGUGGAACACGGGUGCCCUGGUGGCCUGUCACGUUUCAGUGAUGGAGUAUGUCACUGCUGUCGUGUGCCUCGGCUUCCCGCUGCUCACCGUGGACGGCCCCAGAGGGGAUGUGGAUGACCCCCUCCUGGAGAUGAAGACCCCGGUGCUCUUCGUGAUCGGGCAGAACUCCCUGCAGUGCAACAUCGAAGCCAUGGAGGAUUUCCGGGAGAAGAUCCGAGCGGAUAACAGCAUGGUGGUGGUGGGAGGAGCAGAUGACAACCUCAGGAUAAGCAAAGCCAAAAAGAAGUCAGAAGGGCUGACCCAGAGCAUGGUGGACAGGUGCAUCCAGGAUGAGAUCGCCGACUUCCUGACGGGAGUGCUGACCCGAGCCGAGAGCCACUCGGGCUCCGAGCCCCGCGACCUGGACGCUGAGAAGAAGAAGAAGCCCCGAGAUUCCAGCAGGAGGGAUCUGUCCUUUGAGCUGCCCGAGAGGAGCAGCAGACCCGCCUCCCCUGCAGCCAAAGUGCCAGCCUCGCCCUCGGGCUCCGAGGACCUGUCCAGCGUGUCCAGCAGCCCCACAUCCAGCCCCAAGACCAAGGUGGCCGCCCUGUCCCUGCCCAAGCCCAGCCAGGUGGGCCCCACGCAGCUGCUGAAGAGGCAGGUGCCGAGGCCAGACACGGUCCUGACCCACAAGCAGGCACAAGCUCAGUUCGCUGCUUUUCUGAAACAAAACAUGCUGGUGAGGAAAGCUCUUCCUCCUGGCACCUCUUCAUGUCUCUUUGUUCCAGUGUCCUCAGAGCACUCGGACGGGGCUGACAGAGAGGAUGUGCGUGUGCAGCUGAAGAGGCACCAGACCCCCAGCCCGACCCAGUGCGCCAAAGCCUCCAAACGAGCCAAAAUCAAGGUGACCAUUGUCUCCCACGGAGAUGCUGCGGCCGUGGGCACCGGAGCAGCCCUCAGCACCCAGGCAGAAAUUGUCUCCGGGAAGCCGCUGCCCGUCGGCCAGUCCGUGUCCAGCGCCAAGGAGCUCUCGGGGCUGCUCUCCUCCCCCAAGCUGAGCUCAGCAGCAGCAGAGGCCUCGCUGAGCCCCGCUCCGGCCGGGAUCCCCAGCAGCUCGGCCCCCAGCGCCUUCCACGCCCUGCAGAGCCGGCUGGUGGCCAGCAGCACCCACGGCCUGCAGGCCCAGCCCGCCCCUGCCCUCCCAGGAGCAGCCUCUGCCAGCAGCCUGCUCCAGGGGCUGAGCUUCAGCCUGCAGGACAUCGGCACCAAGUCCUCGAGCCUCCCUGCCAGCGUGGCUGCUGCCGCCUCACCUGUGCAGAGCUCGGCCGUGAAGGCGCCCACGGCCCUGCAGAGCCUGGGUGCCAUCACCACGGACACCGGCGCCAUCGUCCGCACCAUCCCCGUGGCCACCUCCCUGUCCCUGGGGGCCUCGGCCAGCGGCAAGCCCACGGCCAUCCACCAGCUGCUGACCAACGGGGGGCUGGCCAAGCUGGCCAGCAGCCUCCCAGGGCUGGCCCAGAUCUCCAACCAGGCUGCAGGCCUGAAGGCCCCGACGACCAUCACGGUGACGCUGCGGGGCCAGCCCGGCCGCGUGGGCACCCUGAGCCAGGCGGCGCUGGGGACGGCGCAGCCCCAGCCGGAGGAGCAGACACAGGGCCCGCAGGUAAUGGGGACACCUUUGCCAUGGGAAUGUGGCCGUGGCUGCUCGCCUGGGCUGCUCCUGGCCCUCACAGUGACCACCACGAGCCCCAUGGAGAGCCCGUGGCGUGGGAGGCCGGGCUGGCUGCGGGCUGGGUGCGGCUCCCUCAGCCCCCCUCUCCCCUGGAGCCCUCCCUGGGCCAGCCUGGCACACCCCAAGGUGGCUCCUGCCCCGCAAGGCACCUCCAGGACACUCAUCCCGACCCCGGGGAGGGCCCAUGGAGCCCUGGGACACUGUGGGGACACGCUGGGGCUGGCCAGGAGCGGCCACGCUGUCCUGGGGGGCUGUAGGGGCCCCCAGGAACUGUGGGGGGUGGGACAGGAGCAGCCCCGUGGGCUCAGGGGCUGGGAAAGGGGGGGGGGGGGGGGGUGUUUUUCUGGAUUUGUUGUUGUUUAAUAAAAACUUCCUUUUUUUUUUUUUUUUAAUUUUGUUGUGCUUUUGGACCGAGUUUGUGGCCGUGGCCACUCCAAAGGCAGUGCCGGGGGUGGCUUUUGCUGAGGGUGGAUUUUGUGAGCUGUGAAGGGGAUGGAAGGGAGAGAGCAGGGAAGGAUCCAGGGAAGGAUCCAGGGCAGCUCCCUGAAAGAACCAGAGAAUCCUGGAAUCUCCUGAGUGGGAAGGGACCCACAGGCAUCAUCCAGUCUGAAAUCCAAACGCUCCUGGAGC
Messenger RNA from Corvus hawaiiensis (hawaiian crow), 3438 nucleotides. RefSeq names its product KAT8 regulatory NSL complex subunit 3 (gene KANSL3). The transcript has 21 exons. Bases 13 to 3171 code for a protein of 1052 amino acids. NCBI's taxonomy places the organism in Eukaryota, Metazoa, Chordata, Aves, Passeriformes, Corvidae. The record is from RefSeq and is a predicted model, not a curated record. Gene Ontology annotation, cellular component: NSL complex. Gene Ontology annotation, biological process: positive regulation of transcription by RNA polymerase II.